Molecule: messenger RNA, 1713 nt
Organism: Daldinia childiae
Lineage: Eukaryota; Fungi; Ascomycota; Sordariomycetes; Xylariales; Hypoxylaceae
Exons: 2
Coding region: 1-1713 (570 amino acids)
Molecular function (GO): oxidoreductase activity, acting on the CH-CH group of donors
Source: RefSeq, a predicted model, not a curated record
AUGGCGAGCAUAGAUGAUGCCGGCAAGCAGACAGCCCCGGUUAUCAUCGUGGGCGGCGGUUUGGCGGGGUUGGUAGCUGCUUUUGAGUUAUCACAGCGCGGCGUGCGGACGUUAAUUGUGGACCAAGAAGGAGAGCAGAACCUCGGUGGCCAGGCAUUUUGGUCAUUGGGCGGAAUCUUCUGCGUCGAUUCGACGGAACAAAGACGGCUUGGUAUUAAAGAUAGCCGGAAGCUCGCCAUGCGCGAUUGGCUUGGAUCAGCACGCUUUGAUCGCCUUGAGGAUGAGGAUAUCUGGCCGCGCCGCUGGGCCGAAGCUUUUGUCGACUUUGCUACGGAUGGGAUGGAGAAGUACCUUAAGGACCGUGGUGCUGGCUUCCUCUCUGCGGUGAGUUGGGCCGAGCGCGGUGACGGUUCGGCAGAUGGUCAUGGAAACUCGGUCCCGCGGUUCCACAUUACCUGGGGCGCCGGACCCGAAGUUGUGCGCGUGUUUGCCGAACCCGUCCAAGAAGCAGCGAAAAAAGGUAUUGUGGAGUUUAAGUUCAGGCAUAGGGUAGAUGAACUACUUGUCGAUGAAAACGGCAGAGCGUCCGGGGUCCGAGGACGUAUUCUUGAGCAAGACCCGUCGCCUCGAGGAGUCAAGACGUCAAGGGAAGAGGUGGGAGAUUUUGAGCUCCAUGGCGCAGCAGUAAUUGUUUCUUCCGGAGGUAUUGGAGGCAACGUGGAGGCGGUAAAGAAAGCGUGGCCCCUGGAUCGUCUUGGUCCGAAGGUACCGGAGAAUUUCGUCAUUGGUGUUCCUGCGCACGUUGAUGGCCGGAUGGUGGGAAUUGCGGAGUCGGCGGGCGCCAAUUUCAUCAACCGCGACAGGAUGUGGCAUUACACCGAGGGCCUGCAGAAUUGGAAUCCGAUCUGGCCAGAUCACGGAAUCCGUGUUCUGCCAGCACCAUCGUCACUCUGGCUGGAUGCAACCGGAAAAAGACUUCCGCCAUUCCUAUACCCCGGAUGUGACACAUUAGCAACGCUCAAGUACAUAUGCAGCACCGGUUACGAUUACACCUGGUUCAUUCUCGACCAAUCCAUAAUCGCGCGCGAAUUUGCGCUAUCAGGCUCAGAACAGAACCCCGACCUGACAGAGAAGAGCUUCUGGCAACUUCUCAAGAACCGAGUCUUUAGCUCCAAGGGCACGGUGCCCGUACAAAACUUCCAGAAGUUUGGGAAAGACUUUGUCGUGCGCGAUAACCUCGAGGACCUGGUCGCUGGCAUGAACGAGAUAGCUAAAUCUGCCGGCGGGCCUAUACUCGACCCCGCGGCUAUUAGGGAAGUCGUCGAGACGCGCGACGACCAAUUCGUGAAUAGUUACUGCAAGGAUGCCCAGGUGAUGGCUAUCCGCAACGGCCGCAACUACUGGCCUGAUACCCGCCGUGUAGCGGCACCCCACCAGAUCUUAGACCCGAAGCAUGGUCCUCUGAUCGCAGUUCACAUGAACCUCCUAACGCGCAAGACACUCGGCGGGCUUGAGACGAAUCUAGAAAGCAAUGUUAUGAAGGCAAAUGGCGAGAAGUUCCCCGGUCUAUAUGCCGCGGGUGAGGCAGCCGGGUUCGGCGGUGGUGGAGUUCACGGGUACAACUCGCUCGAGGGCACGUUCCUCGGCGGCUGCAUCUUCUCGGGCAGGGCAGCGGGAAGGGCGAUCGCUGAUGAGCUUCUUGGACCUGCUUGA